Molecule: messenger RNA, 483 nt
Organism: Nicotiana attenuata
Lineage: Eukaryota; Viridiplantae; Streptophyta; Magnoliopsida; Solanales; Solanaceae
Exons: 1
Coding region: 1-483 (160 amino acids)
Source: RefSeq, a predicted model, not a curated record
AUGGCAGGGGACUCAACCAUGGAAGAAGUAGAUAGGAGUCUGUUAACAAGAGAAUUCAAGUAUCAACUGCUGCAAUAUCAUUUACAAAGGGCUCAACAAAGAAUGGUUGAUCAAGCUAAUAAGCACAGGAGUGAUAGGCAAUUCAAGGAAGGGGAUUGGGUCUACCUCAAGAUACAACCUUAUAGGCAAGUAACACUCUCAGGCACUCAGUUCUCCAAAUUAUCAGCAAAGUACUAUGGCCCUUACCAGAUUUUGCAAAAAGUGGGCACUGUGGCAUAUAAACUAUCCAUGCCCCCUCAGUUACUACUUCAUCACACAUUCCAUGUCUCCCAACUUAAACCCUGCUAUAAGCUACCUGAAACCAUUUCAUACCCACCCAUAAUUGACAUAUCCAGCCCUUACUGUCCUCAACCUCAGAAAAUUCUUGAUAGAAGAAUAAUUCAAAAGGGGAACAAAGCUGUCGCACAGGUGUUAGUUCAAUAG